Messenger RNA from Phoenix dactylifera (date palm), 2543 nucleotides. It is a transcript of the gene B73, whose product is annotated as molybdopterin biosynthesis CNX1 protein / molybdenum cofactor biosynthesis enzyme CNX1 (CNX1). Gene Ontology annotation, cellular component: cytoplasm; cytosol. Gene Ontology annotation, biological process: Mo-molybdopterin cofactor biosynthetic process. Lineage: Eukaryota; Viridiplantae; Streptophyta; Magnoliopsida; Arecales; Arecaceae. Gene Ontology annotation, molecular function: molybdopterin molybdotransferase activity. The record is from RefSeq and is a predicted model, not a curated record.
GUCUCAGCGAAACAGAGUUCGCUGUCGAAACGUUCAGCCCGCCGCCCUCAAAGAAAAGGACGUCAAAUCUCGAAGAAAAGCUGCAAGACACCACACCGCGACGCUCAUCGCAAAGUCAAAACUUUACUGUUUUAGCCUCUUAUCCGAGGAGGCGCCGCCGCCGCCGCCACGGUCCGUCCCCAGGAUGAGCCUGCCCCCACCGCCGUCGUCAACCUCCUCCGCCAUGAUCUCCGCCGAGGAAGCGCUCCGCAUCGUCCUCAGCGUCGCCGAGCGCCUGCCGGCGGUCACCGUCCCGCUCCACGAAGCCUUCGGGCUGGUCUUGGCCGAGGACGUCCGCGCCCCCGAUCCUUUACCACCGUAUCGAGCAUCCAUCAAGGAUGGUUAUGCCGUAGUGGCUUCAGAUGGGCCUGGUGAAUAUCCAGUAAUUACUGAAUCAAGAGCUGGAAAUGAUGGCAUUGGCGUGACAGUCACUCCUGGAACUGUUGCAUAUGUGACAACUGGAGGACCGAUACCCGAUGGUGCUGACUCUGUUGUGCAAGUUGAGGAUACUGAAAAAGUGACUGACAGUGCAGAUGGCUCAAAGAGGGUCAAGAUAUUGGUUAAAGUACCCACAGGACAUGAUAUCCGUAAUGUGGGAUUUGACAUUGAGAAAAAUGCCACAGUAUUGAAGUUGGGAGAGCAAAUAGGCAGUCCUGAGAUUGGUCUGCUUGCUACUGUUGGAGUCACAAUGGUGAAGGUGUACCCUAGACCAACUGUUGCAGUGCUUUCUACAGGUGAUGAGCUCAUAGAGCCAGCAACUCAAACUCUAAGCCGUGGCCAGAUUAGAGAUUCUAACCGUGCUAUGCUACUAGCAGCUGCUAUGCAGCAGCAAUGCAAAACCGUUGAUCUUGGUAUUGCUAGAGACAAUGAAGAAAAUAUAAAUAAGAUUCUAAAUGUGGCUGUUGAUUCUGGUAUCGAUAUACUUUUAACUUCUGGUGGUGUUUCCAUGGGAGAUAGGGAUUUUGUUAAGCCUUGUUUGGCAAAAAGGGGAAUCAUUCAUUUUGAAAAGGUACUUAUGAAACCUGGGAAGCCCCUGAUGUUCGCACAGAUUACUAUUAAGUCAAAAGAGAACAAACUUGCUAAGACAGUCCUUGCAUUUGGUUUGCCAGGAAAUCCUGUGAGCUGUUUGGUUUGCUUCAAUCUUUUUGUGGUCCCUGCAAUUCGGCAUCUUUCUGGUUGGUCAAAUCCACAGCUGCAGAGAGUGUCUGCACGCCUUGCACAGCCUAUAAGGACAGACCCUCAUCGUCCUGAGCAUCACCGUGCCAUAAUAAGAUGGGAGCUUGAUGAUGGAUCUGGUGGGCCUGGUUUUGUUGCUGAGAGCACUGGCCAACAAAUGAGCAGCCGUCUUCUUAGCAUGAAGUCUGCAAAUGCCUUGUUAGAGUUGCCUGCAACUGGGAAGAUACUCACAGCUGGAACUUCUGUUAGAGCUAUUCUGAUUUCAGAUAUAAGCAGUUUUCCUCAGAGUAAGAUGGCUGAUGGCAUGACAUCUGUAUCACUUCAUCAAGGAUACAGUAUUCAAAGUAAUAUCACAACUACACAACCAGCUUCCACAUCUCAAGAAUUGAAGGUUAAAGUAGCAAUUCUUACUGUGAGUGACACUGUUGCAUCAGGUGGUGGCCCUGAUAGGAGUGGCCCAAGAGCGAUCUCUGUUGUGAACUCUUCUUCAGAGAGUCUGGGAGGAGCACAUGUGGUUGCUACAGCUGUAGUUCCUGAUGAAGUAGAUAAAAUCAAGGAUGUGCUACAAAAAUGGAGUGAUAUUGAUAAAGUUGACCUCAUUCUAACUUUAGGUGGAACUGGCUUUUCACCAAGAGAUGUUACACCUGAAGCUACAAAGGCUUCAAUAGAGAAAGAGUCGCCUGGUCUUGUGCUUGUGAUGCUCCAAGAGGGUCUCAAGGUAACACCAUUUGCAAUGCUCUCUCGGGCUGCAGCUGGGAUCAGAGGAUCGACAUUGAUUAUCAACAUGCCUGGUAAUCCAAAUGCUGUUGCUGAGUGCAUGGAGGCCUUGUUGCCGGCACUUAAACAUGCCUUAAAGCAGAUAAAAGGGGAUAAAAGAGAGAAGCAUCCUCGCCAUAUUCCACAUGCUGAAGCACAACCAGUGGACCAAUGGGAGCGUAGCUUUAAGGCUGCAACUGCUGGUUCAGAAUGCUCAUGCUCCCAUUGACACUCAUCAGGCAGAUCGACUGCAUAGAAUUUUGCCGCCAUUUCUUGUUAAAGACUUCUGUUGAAGGGGCAAAUCAAUGAUGAUGGAGGAGCAAAACAUUGAUGUGUAGGCCAUGUAAUUACCAGUUGCAUGGAGAGAUCCUUUGAUGGCAAGUAAUCCUGCAUAGUAAACAAAUGUACUUAUGUGACUUGAGGCCAUAUCUUGGAGGACCCCUUCAUUGUAUUUAAUGGAAAGGGGCAAUGGUUUCAUGUUGGUUGACACCCUUCUGGAGGGUCUUGUGUUGCUUGGUCUUUUGUAUGUUGAUCAAUUUAAGGAAAUGCUUGCAGUAACUUUUGCCAGAGCA